CCAAUAAACAAAAAAUAUCAUUCAAGUCAAGAACCUACCGAGAGCUUAUCAACAGUCAUCGAGAUAUGUAUUUUCAGUAUUGCUCUUAUGAACCAAUGGAUUUAAAGCAUGCCCGGCAGAUAGCCUCGUAUGAAGUAACAAAGAUAAAUACUGCGUACCUGAACGGUGUUUCUUCUCACUUUGGAAACAAGUUACGCAUGUUUUUGAACAUGGUCUUGAAAAAGGAUAAACGAAUAAAGGCAGUAAAAAACAAAAUGAAGAAUAGCGGCUCGGAAGAAGAAGUGUCGGCUAUAGUGAAGACGAUCGUGGAACAAUGCAACAACGUCAAAACGCAUGUUUCGUCUAGAAAGAUAAACGAUUUACCAAGAGACCUGCUGUCUUCCCAAGAUGUCGACAUAAUUCAUGAUAUAUUUAGCUCUUAUUCUCCUAACUAUCAAUUUACGAAAGGUUCGAUAUAUUAUGACUGCAAAGUAAAUGUCUUGAAGCAUUUAAAAGCGUUUUACAAAAUAUCAAGUAUGUGUGAAAUCCUUCAAGGAAAGUUGUUUAAUUGCUUUCCGCUGAGAAGGGCAUUCAUUCCAUCCUAUAUGACUAUCGAUACGCUUAUCUUAAACACGCAAAUAUUGAAAAACCCUGUCACCAACCAUUUGGACAAAGAAAUAGUACGGGCUCCUGUUCUCAGUGUCGCAGCAAAGGCAAUGAAGCCACAGAGUGAAAGAAAAGCAUCGAAGUUUAGGGGCAUGCUGUUCACUGAUGGUGUUGGUGUGUCUGUGUUGAAACAAAAUGAUGAUAUGAAGAAAGGCGGUAGUGGUGCUGAUAGAAGAGCGAAAGCUGUGGAUGAAGAGGGCUUCAAAUAUAUAGAGAAGUUGGAAAAAGAAGAGCUAUUGGCUGGUGUCGGCAAGCGUGUAUUGAUAGAUCCUGGUUGGCGUGACGUGCUAUAUUGCGUGCAUGAAGAAAGCACCAUAGAAAGCAAGAGGACAUACAGAUACACAAGCAGUCAAAGAGCAAUUGAAAUAAAGUCAAGAAAAUUCAAGAAGCUCCAGAAGAACUUGAAGCCUGAUGAUGUCAGAGUUGCCGAAGUAUCAUUGUCAAAGUGCAAAUCUUCAACAGUUAAUGGAGACAAGUUUGCCAAGUACCUUCAGGAAAGAGCAACAGUAGCACCAGCCUUGAGUAAGUAUUACGCAAAUGAAGAUAUUCCUGCUGUAGAAACAAACCUGUUGCCGUUUCGAAAAAUGAAGCUUUCCAGCUUUAUAAAUGGACAGCAAGCAGAUAAACGACUGGCCAGGAAUCUGAUAAUAAAGUUCGGUGAUGAUGCUACCCCGAUAACUGGCAACUGGUCUGCCGGAAAUGUCAAGUUUCACGAGCCCAUUAGAGGCGUUGGAAUGAGAAGGAUGCUAGCUCAACAAGGAUCCAAGAUGUGCCUUCUUGAUGAGUGUAAAGCAUCUAGCUUAUGCCCUUCAUGUCUGAGAGGUGAACUUGAAAAGUUCAAAAAAGUUCAAAAUCUAAGACUUUUCCAGAGUGAAAAGCAGCCAGCUGUAACAUGUCAUGGCCUUUUAAGGUGA
Rhizopus microsporus ATCC 52813 is the source of this 1559-nucleotide messenger RNA. RefSeq lists its product as uncharacterized. Bases 66 to 1559 code for a protein of 497 amino acids. The transcript has a single exon. The record is from RefSeq and is a predicted model, not a curated record. Lineage: Eukaryota; Fungi; Mucoromycota; Mucoromycetes; Mucorales; Rhizopodaceae.